Molecule: messenger RNA, 2504 nt
Organism: Phaeodactylum tricornutum CCAP 1055/1
Lineage: Eukaryota; Bacillariophyta; Bacillariophyceae; Surirellales; Neidiaceae
Exons: 3
Coding region: 1-2457 (818 amino acids)
Source: RefSeq, a predicted model, not a curated record
AUGCCAUCGUUCGCAAUUCUUUGGGCUCUGCUUCUAUCUGUUCGGGGGAGACGGAGCCACGGAACAGUGGAGAAAUUUUUAUCAAGGACCACUGUGGCAGAAACGCGACAGUUUGUUGCGUCGUCCAUUUUCUCUUUCGAAAAUGUGCACACGCCGCCCCCGACCAAUCCCAGCAAUAGCAGAAGUGGUUUAGUUCGAGAAUCUUGUCGGGACAAGUUGACCGGAACAGUGAAAGAGGGAUGGUCGAUCGAAAAUUAUCAGUGCAAGCGGGAUUCCGCAUUUUUCUACAACGUGGUGAACGCUUACACGUCGGCCAAUGGACUACAAGCAGGUGCUCCAACGGAUUUGAUGCUUGAAUUUGGAUCAUUAGGUAAUUCAGUCUCGGUGGCAUACAAUCCCGAGUGUUUCGGUCUUGCAAUACCAGGCAACGGUGGCAAACUUGUCAUUAUUUUGAGCGACCAUUUUGUAUACAUGGGCAAACAGCCAACGCCCAAUGAAAUCAUCGAGCUAGGAGUUGCUCCGGGUAAUCCCAUCCUUGGCAUACCCUGCAAUGACGGCGAUGCAGAUGUUGUGUGUGGAAACUGGAAUGCCAAUUUGGUUGGAACCCACCAAAUUGAGAUCAUACCCCAAGGCGAAAACGGAUUGACAGGACGACGCGCUCUGACUAUCGGCGUCAAAUUUGCUCACAUUCACCCAAAAAUAGCUACUUCUAAAGCUAUGUAUUGCAAUGCCAUAGGUACAUGCGAUUCCAACAAAACUGCAUACUGUCUCAAUCACCAGAAUUGUCCCAAAGCUGGUAAAUGCGUGGCUAAGAAAUUGAAAGGAACGGUAACAGCCAUGGUGGUGGACUCCACGGGAACUACUAUACACGAAGCCACCCAUUCCGUUCUAUUUGUUCAGAAAGCGCCACCUUUCACCGUCCACAACACCAAUAUUGGCUUGACGUCAAACACAGAAGUGUAUGAAUCGGUGACGGGGCAGUACGUUGAACCAGGUGCGACGGCCGACGGCUACUAUCAUAAUGGCGAGUCGUUCUCUAAAGGAGGGCCAUAUGCACCACGAUUCUUGGUUUUCGGUUGGAAGAACGAGAUCUCGGGCUUUCUGCAUGCCAUAGUCGACGUGACCGGUUUUGUCAUUCGAGAUGACGCACAAAAGCAAUGGGCUGAAGCAUUCUUUGUUCAAUCAACUGAAUCUGUUUUUGAAGGGACGCUGAAUGAUGUUGGAGGUACUGUUUUCCCUCUCUCCAUCCAAGUCGGUGACGUUCCUGGAAUGUACUCAGUCCAAGUGACUAUGAAAGGUGGGUCAAGGGCAGUUUCUCAGAUUUUCGUGCCUUUGCCUCCAUCCGCAGUUCCUUCGACGGUGCCAUCUGAUUUCAUCGAGCCAAGCAACAAACCCACAUUGCUUCCAACGAAAGAAACGCGUUUGCCUACUGUGAAUCCGACCCUUGCCAAAAGUGCUUUCCCGACGCAUUCUCCAACUGCUUUACCAAUAACAACAUCUCGACCGAACGUACGUCCAACCGAAAGUCCUACGAGUACUUGGAUCACGCCGUCAUCGCCUUCGCCACUUUUGUCCUUGCUCAGCUCUCGGCCUAUGGCUUCAACGACAGUUCCGACCAUGAUUCCACUGAGUCGUCCUGAGAGCUUUCAAGCAGGUUCACCUUUCCAACAAGCUAGCCCUGCCCCUAUUCCUGCUCCAACGACAAUAAGCGGGGCUCCGUCGGUGUCGCCUUCCUCGUGGCCUAAUGUUGAAUCGUCGGACAGUCCUAGCGAAAAAUAUUCCUUGAGCUCUACUUCCAGGCCAUUUGUGGAACCACCUGAGCAACCAACCGUUACCCCACAUGGUAUACCAACAACUUCACCAAUCGAAGUGCCAACACAAAAUCCAACAAGACCGACUUUGUCAAGUCUCGCUUCUUCUAGAAACCCGACACGAGAUCCAACCAUAGGUCCUACACACAACCCGACUUAUGGGCCGACCUCGACUCCAACAACAAACCCAUCUAUAUCGCCGACUGCCAGUCCGACGGCACCUCCCAUACCGCCCCCUACGGAGCAUCCAACUUAUUUGCCAACAGCUAAUCCAACUGGUGAUCCAACGAGCACACGAAUCAACUUUCCCAUUGACAACUGGACGGAUUCUCCUGCUAUUGUUCCCACCACUUUGCCUACAACGUUCUUGCACAGCAAAGCUCAAGUUUCGAAAGUAAACAAGUCACGGCCCAAACCAAUUAUCAAUGGUGGAAUUCUGACUGGAGGCCUAGCGUUGAUUGCGGUAGUGGUCACAAUGAUUUCGUUGAUGUCGGAAGCGGCCCGUCAGUUGCUCUUCGGGCGGCCAAAGGAUCCGCUUCUCGUUCAGAGUCGCAAGGGCCAUGAUUCACCCGGUGGAAGGUCGAUCGCUGAGAAACCAAAUGAGCGAAAGCUUAUUGACAGUGAAGCGUGCCGCGUGGACGGGUAGACUGCCUCACAUACAGGGAAUCAAUCGUUGUGAGUUCAUCACAGUCA